Molecule: messenger RNA, 234 nt
Organism: Exophiala bonariae
Lineage: Eukaryota; Fungi; Ascomycota; Eurotiomycetes; Chaetothyriales; Herpotrichiellaceae
Exons: 1
Coding region: 1-234 (77 amino acids)
Source: RefSeq, a predicted model, not a curated record
AUGCCGGAGCAGCAGCUCUUUGUUUACGUUGAAGGACUCAGCUACCGAGCUAACACGACGACUGACCACAUAGCCCGAGCCGUGGUAUGUUUAUAUGCCCUCAUUCUUAUCUGUAUUUUGGACAGCCCACAAGCAGAUCUACUCAAGCACAUGGGAUACAACCGUGGAACUGAUGGUGCUCGCCUGGAACUCCCACAAGUCACACUGCUCAAAGCAACGUUCCGCUCAAAUUGA